Paramecium sonneborni is the source of this 716-nucleotide messenger RNA. Lineage: Eukaryota; Ciliophora; Oligohymenophorea; Peniculida; Parameciidae. The record is from the annotation of a GenBank genome assembly.
UAUUAUGCAUAAACAAAAAGCAUAGAUUCUUUUCAAGUGUCAUCAUUAGCACGAUAAACCAGAAUAUGAAGACAGUACUUUCACCAUUACUAAAAUUAUCGAAACCAAUAAAUCCACACCAAUAUUUGAAUUAAUCUUAGACAAUUGUAAAUUCAUUAUGGAUAAUAACUUUUGCCUUUAGAUCUCAUAGUAUUUUUAUAUUCAUUAUUAUAGAUUAACAUCAUUAAUUUAUUUAGGCUUAAAUAAUUGCAAUAUUGUUUAAUUGCAACAUAUUCCUAAAAUUGAAUCAUUGAAGCGAUUAACUUUAGACUAUAACUUUAUACAGAAUUCUGAACUAAUCCAUUUAAAAUUCUAUUAAGAUAAACUCUUGUCCUUAUCUAUAAUGUCAAAUCGAUUAAAUUUUUCAGAUUAAACAUUGUUACAAGAAUUCUAUUUAUUUCAUAAAUUAAUUCAAUUAUCAAUUGCUGGUAAUUAAAAAGAUAUUACAGAACAUGAGAGUGUAAUGAUGAGAGAUGAAAUAUUUAAAAACAUGAAGAAUCUAGUAUUUUUAGAUACUAUAGCAAGAGGAGAAUGUAAAUAAUUAAGUUCAUACUUUAGAUCUAUCAACUUGUAUUGAAAAUUAAUUUAAUGACUAAAAACAGGAAUAAGAUUAUUUAUCAAGAUUAGAUGUACUUGAUUGGAAAACUGAGCAAGAAUAUAAGGAUGCUGAUUAAUGA